AUGGCUACUUGGCGACAGCUCAAGAUUAGCGACAUCGACGCCGUUGUCAGCAUCAUGGCAGUCAUACAUGCCGAAUUGCCCGAGAGUAGAGACAUCUUUGUUGAGCGAUUAAGGCUCUUCCCCGAGGGAUGUCUGGGACUGGUCAACGAGGUCGGCGAGCUCAGUGGAUAUGCCAUCUCGCACCCCAUUCGCUAUCGUCAACCACCAGAACUGGACCACCUGUUGGGCCAGAUAGCUCGGGACGCCGAUCAGUACUAUAUUCACGAUGUUUGCGUGCUGCCUGCCUUUCGCGGACGAGGGCUGGCUCCGCAGGCCAUCAAGAAGCUCCUCAUCGUUGCCGAGCGCUACCCGAGCGCGUGCCUCAUAUCAGUCUACGGCACUAGGUCUUUCUGGGGCCGCUACGGCUUCCUACCACCACCGUCUAUUGACACAAGCCUUGCGGAGAAGUUGCUCGACUAUGGAGGAGAUGCAACAUAUCUUGAGCGCCGGAAAAGCGAUCCUUAG
Molecule: messenger RNA, 504 nt
Organism: Pestalotiopsis fici W106-1
Lineage: Eukaryota; Fungi; Ascomycota; Sordariomycetes; Amphisphaeriales; Sporocadaceae
Exons: 1
Coding region: 1-504 (167 amino acids)
Molecular function (GO): acyltransferase activity, transferring groups other than amino-acyl groups
Source: RefSeq, a predicted model, not a curated record